Molecule: messenger RNA, 1296 nt
Organism: Lactuca sativa (garden lettuce)
Lineage: Eukaryota; Viridiplantae; Streptophyta; Magnoliopsida; Asterales; Asteraceae
Source: RefSeq, a predicted model, not a curated record
GUACGAGCUUUUGUCAAUUUUUGUAAGCCGACCCUAGUAGUAGAUGGAGCUCACCUAAAGGGCGAGUUCAAAGGUACCAUGUUACUUGCAGUUACUAAGGACGGACAAAAUCAAAUAUUACCGGUUGCAUAUGGUAUAUGCAAAAAUGAGUGUACUGAUUCUUGGACAUGGUUUUUUCAAAAACUACGUGAUUGCAUAGGAAAUAUGCAGGAGCUUACAAUUAUAUCUGAUAGGUCUCCAUCUAUAGCAACAUCUGUUGCCAACAUUUUUCCUCACGCUCAUCAUGGAAUAUGUGGUGUCCAUUUGUAUUUCAACAUAGUAUCUAGAUUCGGCAAGAGUAAGACGGUUAAAGGAAUUUUUUGGGAGGCGUGUAGGGCGUACACAGUUGAUGCUUUUGAUGCUGCCAUGGAUGUUAUGAAAAAGACAAAAGAACCAGUAUGGGAGUACUUAAAAAGUAUAAAUCCAGAAACCUGGUCAAGGGCACAUUUUAAAGGGAACCGAUACAAUCUUAUGUCGUCCAACAGUGCGGAGUCGAUAAAUGCAUUAUCUAGACACGCACGUAAGGUGCCAAUACUUAUGUUGAUUGAUUUUUUUCGUGCUACAAUGCAACAAUGGUGGUUUCAAAGACGUAACUUUGCAGCGGAAGCAACAACAACACUUACCCCUUGGGCGGAUGAAGUUGUAAAAGAAAACAAGAAAACUUUUACGAAAUGGGAUGUUCGCAUGAUCUCAAAUACGAAAUGCGAGGUCAAAAAGGGGGCACAAAAUGUGAUUGUUGAUUUUCAACAUAUGACAUGUACAUGUAGGCAUUGGCAACUUGAUGGGAUACCUUGUGGUCAUGUCAUAAGAUGUUUAACAGUGAACAAUUACCAAGACUGCUCGAGGUUUGCAUUAAAUGCUUACCUUACCGAAACACUGAGGAAAACAUAUGAGGAAUCAAUAAACCCUCUGCCGAAGCCAUCCGAAUGGGAGAUCCCCGAUGAUUUGAUGAUUGUUAAGCCACAUAUAAGGGAUAAACGAACCCUAAAAACGAAAUUGAAGAAAUGGAAAGCUGCAAUCGGAGCAAUUGAACAAUCGACAUUACCUGAUGUGACAAUGAGAGUGUACGACAACAGGGGGAAGAAAGACGUUGUGUGUUGCGAUUGGAAGGACGCUGCAAGACCGAAGGAAGAUGCGAUCGGAAGGAUUGUGUGCGUGAUUGUUGAUCGACAAAGAUGCAAGGGAAGCCGAUUGAUGAAGCAGGACGUGAAUCUGCGAUUUCUUUCUUUUCAUGUGGGUAUGAAUUUUGGAAUUUAG